Cuscuta campestris is the source of this 1102-nucleotide messenger RNA. The record is from the annotation of a GenBank genome assembly. Lineage: Eukaryota; Viridiplantae; Streptophyta; Magnoliopsida; Solanales; Convolvulaceae.
AUCCUAAAUUAUAUUUCCAUAUAUGGAUUGGGCGCGGUGCUUCAGCCCCGCCAGAGAAGAAAGCCGCCGCAUGCCGCCGCUGCCCACCACCUCCCUCAAGAAAUUCACCUACAAGAAGCUCCGAAAAGCCACCAACAAAUUCAACGCCACCAACAAAAUCGGGGAAGACACCUACAAGGGCACCCUCCGGAGACGGCGGGCCGCGAACCCGAACCCGGAACGGAGACACGAGCCGAAGAAGACGGUCCGCGUCGUCGUCCGAAACCUCGGCCGCCGCGGCCUCCUCCUCGCCGACCUCCCCAAAUGCCUCUCCGAGAUCAAGAAACUCGAAACCCUCUCCCACCCGAACCUCGUCCCGCUCCUCGGGUACUGCGCGGAGCCCGACGGGAGGCGGCGGCACCGGGCCCACUGCUUCCUCGUCUUCGACCUGAUCGAAAACGGGUCCGCCCGGGACCACCUCAUCGCCCCGAACCCGCGCCACAAACCUGUGGCGUGGGAGCGGAGGAUAAAGAUCGCCCUCCAGACGGGCCGCGCCCUGGAGCACCUCCACGAGCGCGGCGUGAUGUACCGGGCGUUCGGGUCGAAGACCGUGCUCCUCGACGCCGGGCUCGACGUCCGGCUCGCGUACUUCGUCUUCCCGAAGCUCAACGCGUACAAGACCGCGUCGGAGCUCGCCGCAGAGGCGAGCCCCGACGCGGAGGAGAUGCUGCUCUCGCGGGCCCCGGAGCUCCACACAUCGUACUCGACCACAAAGGAGAACGACGUGUGGGGGUUCGGGACGUUCCUGUGCGAGACGCUGAUGGGGAAGCCGCUGCUGCCGUCGGGGAGGGACGACGGCAACAACGGAGACGGGGACAAAGAGAGGGGCGUUCUCGGAGCGCUGAUGGAGAGGUUUUCGGACCGGAAAAGGUUGGAAGAAAACAUGGAUCCGAGGCUGAGGAGUUACUAAGACGCGACGACGGUGCUGAAGAUCGUGACGAUUGCGGGGAUGUGUUUCCAGAAUCGGCCGGAGGCGCGGCCGUCGAUGAAGCAGGUCAACAAGUUGCUUGAUAAGAUCUGUGAUGAUGAGUCCAAUAAGGUGGAAUACAGGGAUGGUGAUUUC